AAUGUGCUUCUUAGUUGAUCAAGAAACUGAAUCUUGAAUUAGGAUUACUUUUUAUUGUGUUUUUGUGUAUUAAAAAAGUCUAACUUUUUUGUGUGUUGGUUCAUCUAUUAGCUCAGAAUGUGCAUUUUAUUUUAUCAAAAAAGCACAUCUUGAAGUUGAUUGAUUUAUUUAUUUGUUAAUUUAUUUUGGUAAUUUGAAAUUUUAAAGAAGGUUUUUUGGGUAAGUAUGGGAUCAAGGGUAGAAAGGCAUAUAUCAAAUAAUCAUGAUCUUGUGCCAUUAGCUGCAUUGAUGAGUAGAGAAUUAAGAAGUGAAAAGAUGGAGAAGCCAUCUGUGAGAUAUGGAUGUGCUGCUCAAUCGCGAAAAGGCGAAGAUUAUUUCUUGAUGAAAACAGAUUGCCAGAGAAUUCAUGGGAAUCCUUCUUCCAGUUUUUCAGUUUUUGGGAUUUUUGAUGGUCAUAAUGGUGAUGCUGCAGCGAUAUAUUCACGAGAUAAUCUUUUAAAUCAUGUAUUGGAUGCAAUACCUCGUGGUCUUAAACGUGAUGAGUGGCUUCAGGCUUUACCUAGAGCACUGGUGGCUGGUUUUGUGAAGACCGAUAAGCAGUUCCAAAGCAAAGGUUUAAUGUCGGGAACCACUGCUACAUUUGUGAUUGUUGAUAGAUGGACCGUGACAGUUGCUUCAGUUGGAGACUCGCGUUGCAUUCUUGAUACUCCAGAUGGAGUUGUAUCAGUUUUGACCGUUGACCAUAGGCUUGAAGAAAACACGGAGGAAAGGGAACGUGUAACGGCCAGUGGAGGGGAAGUGGGGAGGCUUAAUGUUAUCGGUGGCCCUGAGAUUGGACCUCUUCGUUGCUGGCCUGGAGGAUUGUGUCUUUCUAGAUCUAUUGGUGAUAUGGAUGUUGGAGAGUUUAUCGUUCCAAUACCAUAUGUGAAGCAAGUGAAGCUUUCAGAUCGUGGUGGAAGGCUUAUAAUUGCCUCUGAUGGCAUUUGGGAUGCAUUGUCCUCUGAACAUGCUGCUGAAUCUUGCCGUCGUCUGCCUUCUGAACUUGCUGCUAGGCAGGUAGUGAAGGAAGCAUUAAGAACAAGGGGGCUAAAAGAUGAUACAACCUGCGUAGUGGUUGAUAUAGUUCGGCCAGAUAACUCAUUGCCGCCACCUUCUCCUCCUCAGAAAACCCAUAGCAAGCUCAGAUCCUUGUUGUAUAAAGCCAAGUUCCGUGGUUCCGCUAAUAAACUGUCUAAGAAACUGUCGGCUGUAGGCAUCGUAGAGGAGCUCUUUGAAGAAGGCUCUGCAAUGCUUGCAGAAAGACUGGGAAAUGAUGAAACGGCUGGCUCAUCAACAUCCGGACUUUUCACAUGUGCCGUGUGUCAAGUUGACCUAGCUGCAAGCGAAGGUGUACCAGUUCAUGCCGGGUCCAUUUUCUCAACGGGCUCAAAACCAUGGCAAGGUCCUUUCCUAUGUGUUGCUUGCCGUGAUAAAAAAGAUGCUAUGGAAGGAAAACGGCCUAGUGGAAUCAAAGUAAUUUAAUCCAUAAAGUCAUUCUUAAACCCAGAAAUUCUUUGGUUUUUUCAUUGAUCCCAAAUUUAAUAGGUUGUUACAAGUGCAAAAAAUCACUAAUAAUGAGUUUUAUCAAAUGAUGGGACGACCACCACUAAUUCCAUGAAAUUUUAUUGUACUAACGUUAAACAUCAUGUGUAAUAUAUUACAGGUUCAUUCGACUAAUUUUGGAUUCUGUAUCGAUUUUUAAUUUUUAUUUUCGAGAGUUUUGUUCCUUA
This is a messenger RNA of Erigeron canadensis, 1769 nucleotides long. RefSeq names its product probable protein phosphatase 2C 15. Gene Ontology annotation, biological process: protein dephosphorylation. NCBI's taxonomy places the organism in Eukaryota, Viridiplantae, Streptophyta, Magnoliopsida, Asterales, Asteraceae. Gene Ontology annotation, molecular function: protein serine/threonine phosphatase activity. The record is from RefSeq and is a predicted model, not a curated record. The coding region runs from base 226 to 1521 and encodes 431 amino acids. The transcript is spliced from 8 exons.